Corvus hawaiiensis (hawaiian crow) is the source of this 656-nucleotide messenger RNA. RefSeq names its product 60S ribosomal protein L17-like. The record is from RefSeq and is a predicted model, not a curated record. The transcript is spliced from 7 exons. Gene Ontology annotation, molecular function: structural constituent of ribosome. NCBI's taxonomy places the organism in Eukaryota, Metazoa, Chordata, Aves, Passeriformes, Corvidae. Gene Ontology annotation, cellular component: cytosolic large ribosomal subunit; ribosome. Gene Ontology annotation, biological process: cytoplasmic translation. Bases 60 to 614 code for a protein of 184 amino acids.
GCUCCCGGCACCUCCUACAUUUCCUCUUCCCUGCCGCUGUCUGGAGCUGAGAUCCAAAAAUGGUGCGCUACUCUCUGGAUCCAGAGAAUCCCACAAAAUCAUGCAAGUCACGGGGAUCCAACCUGCGAGUGCAUUUCAAGAACACUCGAGAGACUGCCCAGGCCAUCAAGGGCAUGCACAUCCGCAAGGCCACCAAGUACUUGAAGGACGUCACCUUGAAGAAGCAAUGCGUUCCCUUCCGGCGCUACAACGGGGGAGUUGGUAGAUGCGCCCAGGCCAAGCAGUGGGGCUGGACGCAGGGACGCUGGCCCAGGAAGAGUGCGGAGUUCUUGCUGCACAUGCUCAAAAAUGCAGAGAGCAAUGCUGAGCUCAAGGGUCUUGAUGUGGAUUCUCUAGUCAUUGAGCACAUCCAGGUUAACAAGGCUCCCAAAAUGCGCCGACGCACAUACAGAGCACAUGGUAGGAUCAACCCCUACAUGAGCUCCCCCUGCCACAUUGAGAUGAUCCUCACUGAGAAGGAGCAGAUCGUUCCCAAGCCAGAGGAGGAAGUUGCUCAAAAGAAAAAGAUAUCCCAGAAGAAGCUGAAGAAGCAAAAGCUAAUGGCUCGGGAUUAAAUCUGCUCUGACAGCUGUACAUAAAUAAAAUGAGAAAGUUUA